AUGAUUGAAAUAUAUCCAUCAGUUAUUGAUCUUUUUCUAAGAAAUAUUCCAUCGAAUCUAUCUUCUUCUUCUUCAUCUUCUUCUGCAAAUGGAAUAUAUUCCAUAAUACUUUCAUGUCUUCUUAAUCAUGGAGCUAAUAUUCAUAAUAUAAAUCAUUUUUAUCAAUAUACCUAUAAUGGUGGUAUUCAGUUAAAUACUUUAUCUUAUAUAUUUGAACAAAUUGCAAUACAAUUAAAUCAUAGUUUACAAAUAAUAAAUAUUAUAAAUAAUUAUCAAUUUAUUGAUAAUGCUGGUCUUUUAAGACAAUUAUUAAAUUCUGGUAUGAUUCCUACCAAAUUAUUUUUUCUUAUUUAUACUAAUAAAUUAUUCAUUUUUAAUAUAAAGGAAUCAAUCAUUCUUAAUCAUAAUAGUAAUAAUAAUACAAAUCAAAUAUAUAAAAAUCAUUUUUAUCCACUACUUAUAUAUGAAUUAGUAAAAUGGAAUAUUUCUAAUCAAAAUACAACAAAAUAUCUUCCAAUUAUAUUACAAUCAUUUAUUGUAUUAUUUUUUAAUUUUAUAUAUUCUGGAUUAUGUAAAUUACCUGAAAAUCUAUAUGAUAUAAUCGAUAAUAAUUUAAUAAAUCAAUAUAAUGAUCAUGCUAAUAAUAAACAUAAUAAUCAAUAUAAUGAUAAAGAUUACAUUAUUAAUAAUCAAUAUUAUUUAUCAUAUUUUAAUUAUUAUCAUAAUAAAUUUUUACAACUUAUUAAUAAACAACCAUUUAGUUUAUUUAUACAAUGUAGAUAUAAAAUAAGAAAUCAAAUAGAUAUAAAAUAUUUUAAUAAACUAUGUAUGAAUUCAAAUAUAUUUAAUAAUAAUGAUAAUACUAAUCAUUUUAUAAUGAAUAAUGAAUUUUAUAAAAAAUUAAUUCAAUUACCUGAUCCAUUAAAACAUGCUAUUGGUUAUAUGGAAGGGAUACAUUUAAAAAAUGAAUUAUAUACUUUAACACAACCAAUGUAGUAUCAUUUUAUGUAUAUAUGGAUAUAUAUGGAUAUGAAUGGAUGAUGAAAUAGAAAAAAUACUUCUAUGGAUAUUUUGGAGAAGAACUUGACGAUUUAAUCACAAUAAUAAUCACUUUAUUGUGAAAACCAAAGUGGAUUAGGUAAGUUAUCUUGAUAUAUUGUACUUCUUGUUCACAAGAAAUUAGAAUCUUAUGAAAUCUACCAAUGAUUAUGUUAAUGUUCAAGUACUCCAUUAUUAUUCGAACUUUGUGAAAAGAAAUUCCCUGUCUGUCAUAAAUACAACCAAUUGGAGUUAUCCUUUGUUGUUUUAUGCUAUUUAGUCGAGAGCUUUUUUGUGUAUUUAGCAUCCCAAUGUUUGUGGUUG
Schistosoma mattheei is the source of this 1362-nucleotide messenger RNA. The record is from the annotation of a GenBank genome assembly. NCBI's taxonomy places the organism in Eukaryota, Metazoa, Platyhelminthes, Trematoda, Strigeidida, Schistosomatidae.